Molecule: messenger RNA, 3074 nt
Organism: Corvus hawaiiensis (hawaiian crow)
Lineage: Eukaryota; Metazoa; Chordata; Aves; Passeriformes; Corvidae
Product: cyclin-dependent kinase 18-like
Exons: 7
Coding region: 422-961 (179 amino acids)
Biological process (GO): protein phosphorylation
Cellular component (GO): nucleus; cytoplasm
Molecular function (GO): protein kinase activity; ATP binding
Source: RefSeq, a predicted model, not a curated record
GAAAUCCGGGCUGAAUUUUUCCCGGAGCACUGGGAUGGGAUUUGGGAUCGCUGGGUGGGGAGCAGCUCCCCCCGCCAGAGACCCUCGUGGCAGGGCGUGCUUUGGGAGUGCUGUGGGUGGGGAGGCACCAGGAAUCUGGAGCAAAAAGCAGAAUUCCCUGGGGAUACAGAGAAGGCCGUAGAGAUUCCCGUGUCCCCGGAGCAGCCCUGCCCCGCCCCCGCUCCUCGCGGCUUGUGCCGCCGCUGCAGCCGCUCACUGUGCUUCCCUUCUGUCCCCAGACCUGGCUCAGGGGCACCUGCAGCUGGCGCAGCUGGGCAGAGACCUGGCAGCUGACGGCAGCCCCGUGUCCCCGCCGGAGGGGCAGGGCCGGUCCCCGGUGGCGGCCGUGCGCUACCGCAACCACGGCCAGCGCCGCUUCUCCAUGGAGGACGUCAGCAAGCGCCUCUCGCUGCCCAUGGACAUCCGCCUGCCCCCCGAGUUCCUGCAGAAGCUGCAGAUGGAGAGCCCGGAGCUCUCCAAGCCCCUGAGCAGGAUGUCCCGGCGGGCCUCCCUCUCAGAUAUCGGCUUUGGGAAGCUGGAAACCUACGUCAAACUGGACAAACUGGGAGAGGGCACCUACGCCACGGUGUUCAAGGGCCGCAGCAAACUGACGGAAAACCUGGUGGCGCUGAAGGAAAUCCGCCUGGAGCACGAGGAGGGGGCUCCUUGCACGGCCAUCCGGGAAGUGUCGCUGCUGAAGAACCUCAAGCACGCCAACAUCGUCACCCUGCACGACAUCAUCCACACCGAGCGCUCCCUCACCCUCGUCUUCGAGUACCUGGACAACGACCUCAAGCAGUACCUGGAGAACUGCGGGAACCCGAUGAGUGUGCACAACGUGAAGGUUGCUCCAAGCCCUGUCCAGCCUGGCCUUGGACACUUCCAGCUUUCCCCAAUUCAAUCCACUUCCCUCCAGCUCUGAUCUGCACAGUAAGACUGCAAAUCCUUCAAGUAAAAAUGAAUAUUUUUAACAACACGAGUGCCUGGACCCUGCUUGGCCUUUGCAGGAGCAGCAAAGGGUCAAAAAGGAAUAUAUACAGAAAGAAAGAAAGAAAGAAAGAAACAUAUACACACACUGUAUGAGGGUGAGGGAAAACCUUCCAGGAACUAACGAAGCUUCCCCUGUGGGCUCCCCAGCCCUGUGUGCACUGACACAACAAACAAAAAUGGCUUUAAUUAACUGCCAAAAGCCUGUGUUUUAUGUCCCCUUGCUUGACAACAUUGAAAGAAACAUUUCACAAGAAUUAAGUCCCUUUGGAAAGUCUCAGCAUUUCCUGCUUCCUUUAUUAAUAUUUCAACCUUUUGUUGUUGUUUUAGAGGAAAACAGGAAGCGCGAUCACCGCUUCGAAAAAUUAAUUAAAUUUUUUUGAGAACUUCCCUGUAGAAUCUGUUUGCCAAGCCCUAACUGUACAUUCUUCUCAAUCAGUUAAAUUUUUGCAGGAGAAAACAUGGUGAGUAUAAACUGCAAAAAGAACCAGUCUGAAGUGGGGGCGGUUGAGGAUAAAUCAGGUUCUGGGGGUCUCAGAGUCACGCUCAGGUGAAGGGACAGGAGGGUUGGAAGGCUCAGCUGCAAACAGAAGCUUAAAGAUAGCAGAUCAACUCGUCUUGGCAGAGUUAAGCUCCCCUUUGAAGCAGAUCUAACCACUUAAGCCCAGCCUAAGGUGACUGCAGGCAGGGCAGGGCAGAGGCACUCGCUGGGACUUGCAAGGCUCUGGCUUCGAGGUCAUUAAAAACAUCAACAGGUACCAGGGGUUGCUUUAAAGGAGAAAAAGAUGUUCCCAUCCAGUGCAGAAUCUCGUGGUUUUUUUAGUAUUUCCUCAUGCCUAACAUUCUGUUCCCUGCCUGAUGCAAGGAUGCUGCUGAAACAAAAAUUAAUUUCAAAAUAAAGCUUCAGGCUUUCCCCAGUGAAUUACAAAGAUCCAUUAGCCCUGGAUUUUUGGUGUAAUAGAAACAGUCAAAGGAAAAAAAAAAAAAUCAAACUACAGGAGAACUCCUGAGGAUUUCAUUUGGGGCAGAGCACAGCUGGGGUCGGGCUAAGCACAACCAGAACAGAGCAGCAGAAACGUCCUCGAGCCACAUCACUGGUGCACGGUGACAAUUAAGAGGUGAAGAUCAGCUGGGAGUCAGAGCCAGGGGCGUUCUGCACCUACAAAACCAAGCAAGGUGGGCACCUCUGAGCCCAAAGGCCCUGCAGGAGUUUCCCAGUCAGAACCAGUUGCACAUGGGAUGAAGCAGAACCCAAACCGGACUGUGCUUUCCUCCAGGCUAUAAGGAAGAAACACCUCUGCCACUGCUCCACAUCCUGAUCUGUCUCCAGUCAGGAAAACUCAGGGAUUUUCCUCUCUCUCACCCCUCCAAGAAUAAUUCCAAACCAGGCACUUGACUGAAGGAUGGGGGAACUGGAUCUGACUUUCCAUGGGAUCAGCAUCACAAUGGGGGAAUUGGAUCCACUUCCCAUGGGAUCAGCACCACCAGGACACCCCCAGCUGCCACUGCUGCACCACUCAGGGGCAGGAGGAUUUUACACCACAUUUCUCCAUGUCUUAAAGGUCUUGGCAAAAAUGAAUCUCCAUUAAUCCUAAAGCACUUCACACAACGAGCAUUGUUCUGGCUCCUCCUCUUUCCAGAGGUAAAAAAUAACAUUUUGCCUAAGAACUAAAAUUAUGCUGGUUUAGAGGGGAAAGAAUGAAAUCAUUCACCCCCUUCCCACUGCCCAGGUGGAGCUGGGUGCCAGCUGUGCCCUGAUGGGCAGCUCUGCCCGGAUCCCUGGCUCGGGAAGCAGGGCUGUAGCCAUGGCAGCAGCGGCACAUCCCUGGAUUUUGGCUCCCUGAAGUUGCUGCUGCUUCCCUGCCUCAGCCACCUGCAGCAGCCCAGUGCUGAGCCCAACCUUCCCCCCUCUGCUUUCCACUGGCACAGGGAAGUUUAAAUUACCCUGAAUACAAAUCUGCCUUCAAAGCCCACCAAGAGAUCCAUCAGCACCGGCGUGCAGGGAUGUGCCUCCAGUGGAAAUAAACAUUAUUCCAGUUUGGAGAUAA